UUAAUGUCGUCUAAACACAACUUUUAGAAAAUAAAACGAAACUGCUAUCAUGACGCUUCACACUCCCGCCAAGAUGUCCGAUGGAAACCUUUCAUAAUAAUUAAGACAAGACAUAAUACGAAAAAGUAUAGCAAGUCGAAUAAAAAUUCAGAUCUGGAUCCCAUGGAAGAGAUUCGCUUCCGGAAAAAACAUGGCGCAAUGUGGAUCGACAUACAAAAGGAAACGCAUUUCACUUUCGACGAACUGGAACAAAUAAUGGUCAUAUUUUUCAAGAUACAAAAGCGCGAUGAGAAACCGGCGGGACACGAUUUGAUAUCCAGAGCUCACUUCAGGGAUGUCCUACACACAGGCCUCGGCAUGACAGACGCGUACAUGAUGGAGCGGGUGAUGGUAGCCCUGGAUCGAGGGACCUCCCCCUACGUCACCAUGGCCACCUUCGCCAAAGCCCUCUCCCUCUACCUCCGCGGCGAUCUGGAAGAGAGGAUCUCCUACGCAUUCACUUGCUAUGAUCUGCUGGGAGAGGGAUCUCUUAGAAGAGAAACUAUGUACCAGCUAAUGAAAAAGAGUCUGGCCAAGGCUUCUCGAGAUGAUGACGUCGAAGAGGCAGUCAAGGAGCUGGUAGACAUCAUCUUGAAGCGCAUGGACGCCGACCUAGAUGGCGUGAUCAACUUCAAGGACUUCCACGACUCGGUUGUGAAGACCCCUCCGUUGCUGGAACUCCUGGGCUACUGCCUGCCGGAGAGGCCGGCGGUUUACUCCUUCUUGGGCACCUGGUGCCCGCAUUGGCGCAAGAUGUGAUACUGACAUUUGAAAAUUGUAGAUCAAAUUACUUCUUUCUAGUUUAUUUGAACGCAUCAUAAAAGCCUUUUCAGUCUAGCGAUUUGUUCGAUGAUUUAUCGAUAAAUCGCACUAACUACGCUACCAGUAAGUUGAUAAUCGCGGAGAGAUUUCGUCCGCAGAGAUAUCGUCAGUCAAGUCGCUAGUGUGGAAGGGUAUAAUAGCAUUGCUAUACACUGAUACACUUACUGAAAAUAAAAUCUUGUUCAUUUAUACUUUUAUAUAAUUACAGUAAUAGCUACAAACGUCAAGCUAAUAUCGAUAUGCGAGUAUUACACAAGAGUUUGCCUAUCGCGUUUUCCAAUGUGAUUUUAUACCGCUGAAUAAAAUAUAUUUUCGUAUCAGUGCUAUCAAUAUAUUAAAUACCGAUAGCAUUAAAACUUACCUACUUGUAGUUGCAAAAGCUGCUUAAAACCUACAUAUCUCUACUUUCUAAAAAUAAUAUUUCUUGCAUGAAUGAAAAGAAA
Ostrinia nubilalis (European corn borer) is the source of this 1304-nucleotide messenger RNA. Its product is annotated as calaxin-like. Bases 163 to 798 code for a protein of 211 amino acids. The transcript has 6 exons. The record is from RefSeq and is a predicted model, not a curated record. NCBI's taxonomy places the organism in Eukaryota, Metazoa, Arthropoda, Insecta, Lepidoptera, Crambidae. Gene Ontology annotation, molecular function: calcium ion binding.